AUGAGCGCUAAUUAUCAGAGUGUCAAUCAGCAACUUCCCUUACUUUAUCAGCAGGCUGUACAUAUUGCGGAAAAUGCUGUCAAAGAGGAUCAAAAUGGCAAUGUUGAAACUGCUAUCAAAUCUUAUUCAGAUGUUACAGAGAUUUUUGAAUCGAUUUUACGAUUUGAAACAAAUCAAAUAAAGAAAAACAAAAUCUGUGAAAAAAAUCAAGAGUAUAACAGACGUAUUGCUGAAUUAAAAAAUAUUAUUCUGCCAGAAUUGACAGUUUUCGGUCAAUUAUUGAAGCAGGCUAAGUCUAAAUCGGAUCAAGCUCUAUUACAUGAUAGACAAAAAAAUAAUCAAAAAGCUUUAGAAUUGUAUACGGAAUCAUUAGAAUUAUUUAUGAAAGCUAUUAAAGAAACAAAGGAUGAGUCGAUUAUAGCGAAAUUGACUGAAAGGAUGAACCAAAUGUUUGAAAGAGCUGAAGAUUUGAAAGGAUUACCGACCAAUUCUAUGUCUUUAUUAUCGCUUAAAUCAGCUAAUCCGAACGCGGAGAAUCCUUUGUUAUCUUCAUCAAAUUUUGGGUUAUCUAAUUUGGAAAUUGAAGUUCUUGAAAAAAAUUCACAAAUAAAUGACAAAGUCUUUCCUCCAUGGCCUGAAGAAAUAAAUGAACAAUUCGAAUAUGACAAACCAUUUAUAGAUGAUGAUGGACUUUUGAACUUGUCGAUAAUUCAGAGAGCAAACUUUGGUUCAUGGAAACGACCAUCUCAAAUAAUGGAAGAACCCAAAAUGAUUACAAUGAUUUCAAGUGCAGCAAUCAAACAAGAUAUUGUAACCGAUUGCUCAUUCGUAGCGUCAUUAUGUGUCAGUGCGGCAUAUCAAAAACGAUUUGUUGUUGAUGACUUACUUCCACUUUCUCGCGAUGGAACUCUCAUGUGCACAUUUUCAACGAAUAAGAACGAAUUAUGGCCAAGUAUAAUUGAGAAAGCCUAUUUGAAAUUAAUGGGAGGUUAUGAUUUCCCGGGAUCAAAUUCCGGAAUUGACCUCUAUGCGCUUACUGAAUGGAUUCCUGAACAUAUUUUUAUAGACGACCAAGACUUUGAAAAAGAAACUACGUGGAAGCGGCUCUUGGACGGUCAAAGAUAUGGAGAUGCUCUUGUUACUAUUGCUACUGGCUACUUAAGUGAUGCAGAAGCCGAUUCCCUUGGAUUAGUUCCUACGCAUGCUUAUGCUGUUAAAAAUCCAUGGAGUCAUAAAAGGUGGAUGGGUCCAUUUAGUCAUUUAGAUGACGUCAAUUGGACGCCUGAAUUAAUGAAAACACUAGAUUAUGAUAGAGAGAAUGCAUUGGACGCUGAUGAUGGAAUAUUUUGGAUUGAUUUCGAUUCUGUAUGUCAGAAUUUUUUCUCGAUCCACAUGAAUUGGAAUCCAGAACUUUUCCCCUAUACAGCUAUUAAACAUUCCACAUGGCCUGCAAAUGUUAGGUUGCAAAAAGACAGUUUGAAUUUAGGAUAUUAUCCACAGUUUUGCUUGGAAGUUACAAAUGAUAGUGAGCAUCCAUCUCCGGUUCGUCUUUUGUUGACCAAACAUAUCACCGUGACAGAAGAGAAUAAGGAUUACAUCACGCUACAUAUUUAUAAUGAUACAAAUGGAGAUAAGAUUUAUUAUCCUAGAACGCCUUGGAAACAGGGUGCAUAUGUAAAUAGUCCACAUAUACUGAUUUCUGGUCGAUGGACAAGUCAAACAGCCGGUGGAAAUGCAAGUAAUAUUACUUAUUUAAACAACCCGGAGUAUCGUGUUUCUAUAAUGCCACCAACGUCCAAUUUAUCGUCGGAUAAACCUCGAAUAUUAUUAAUGUUGGAAGGUCCUAGGAUGUAUGAGAUAGAUGUCAGAAUGAUAUGGAGCAAUGGAAAAAGAAUUGCUAGUCUUGUUCCCAAGGAUAUAUUGAUGAAAUCUAACGGUUAUCGUAAAGGAUUUUGCUAUUGUGAAAAGGAUGAUGUAAAACCCGGGGACUAUACUAUUGUUGUGUCAACAUUUGAACCUGGCAUUAUUGAGGAAUUCAUAUUAACUGUAGCAUCAAAUGUCACAUUUAACGUUACUCCUAUCCCACUCGAAGGAGCUGGAAUGUUCAAGAAAGUAAUUCAAGGACAAUGGCUUCAAACACCAGAAAUUAGGCCUACACCAAUGAUACAUAUCAAAAUAUUUGAGAAACUUUCAAAUCAUUCACUUGGUAAAGAAGUGGCUAAUUCCGGACAUUAUGCUAGUUUUGUGCAGGGCGUAUGCACGGAUGAUAUAGCACUUCCCUCAUCCGACCAAGGUUAUGUCAUAGUAUUUAGCACCUGGAAAAAAAAUGUAUCUGGCAAGUUUGUUGCUCACGUUUUUACCGAUAGAAAUGUAAUUGUUGAAGAAAUUGUUCGUGAAAAAAUAUAA
This is a messenger RNA of Funneliformis geosporum, 2406 nucleotides long. Lineage: Eukaryota; Fungi; Glomeromycota; Glomeromycetes; Glomerales; Glomeraceae. The record is from the annotation of a GenBank genome assembly.